AUGAAUGCGGACCUCAAAAGGGUCCGCGAGACCGGUAUAGAUGAGUCCCUUCCAGGCGCAAAGAGACGCGCAUUGAGUAUGUCCUUGCCCCCAACUUCUGAACCAGACGAAGAUAGGUUAGAAGACUGGCAAAAGGUCGUAGAGUCACAUAGAAAAGAAGCCAUCUUCAGACAAAUGCUCGCAUACAAGAGAUCUUAUGAUGCCGAAGCGAGAAAGGCCAGCGAGUUGGAGGCACAACGACGGGUGCUCGAGGCCAGUGUCCGUGCUGUAGAGAUAUGUUGGGCUCAGGUCGUCACUGCUAUCCAAGAUCAUGCGGGUCAACAAGAACUCGGCGUGGCUUCGGAAGACUUGUUGAAUCCUACAUUAGAUAGCGGACUGGCAACACAGGAAUUAGAAUCCGCGUUGAGAUCUCGUCUUCCCCCAACUCAAAGACUUAUAGCUCGCUUCGCAGCUCUAGCGUCACAGGGAGCUGUCCGUCCCACCGCCGCCCAGGAAUUACAUAAUCGCCUCCUCAAACUACAAGCCGAGGCGGAUGCCUCUAGAGCGCACAACCAGACACUCAAAUCUCAGCUGCUAUCUCUGACAGACACCCGAGAUAGUCUCUCAAGGGACUUGGACAAGUUGCAGAAGUCCCUUGAUCGUCAACGGAUGGCACACGAUAAAGAGCGACUGGAAUGGAAUAGCCGAGAUCGUGAUAGAGGCUCCUCUACGCCCGCUCAGAAGGCCGCCAAUGGUUCUGGUCAUGUUACUCCGAACGGUGUAGAGCCUGAAACAAAGCCUCUCGUCAACGGCGCCGAGCCCACACACUUGCUAGUCCCAGAUACUCUGGAGGCGGAGGAGGUAGCACGGUCAAGACUCGAACAACUCGAUGCUCUACGAUCUCAGAACACUGCUCUACAGCAGGAUCUCGAUCGUCUGCGGGUUUUGGCCGAACAUCCGUCCGAAGCAACACUACGACAAUCCCCGUUCUUUCAUGUCUACCUACACCAAUUGGCUACCGAAAUAAAUCGUGCCAACACCAUGCAAAUGAGAGCCGAAAUUACUGAGCAAAAACUUGAUGAGGUCAGGAAUGGCAACCAAGAAUUUCAUCAGGUGAUCGUUGCCGAGUCAAAAGCUGAAGUGGAGGCACUUCGACAGGCUGGGUCGAAGAAAGAUUCCGACCUCGCUCGUUUGAGGGGCAUACGGGAUGAUCUGACAGCUGAGCUUGCAGAGAAAAAAGCAAAAGAGCAGGAGAAGUUCACGUAUGGUGAACAGAUGGAAGCUCUGGCGACUGCGAGACAGGAGCGAGUGAAAUCACUUUUGUCCGAGUGUAGACGACUGAAAGGUACACUGGCGGCCAGGGAGGGUGCCGAGGGAUAUCUGUCUUUUCUGAGAAGCGGAGGCGUGGAAGGUGAUUACUUGAAGGAACUGGAGGGAAAGUACAAAGCUGCUCAAGAGCAAAUCAUCGCCCUAUCUGCCAUCGUGAACAGCUCGCCAAACCCCGAAGAACUACAAGAUCACGUCGCUAUCCGGUUGGAACUGAAUGAAGCGAAGUCACGGCUAGAAAGGUUUGAACGAAUACUAGGGUCUGAUUCAGAUCCGUCGACGGACGCAGCAACGCUCGGAGUGAGACUGCAGAAGUUGGAAGAAGAGAAGAAGGCGUUGGAAAUCAGAUUGUCGGAAGCGGAAGUAUCGGCCAAUGCUGCUUAUUCAGAAAUCGAAGUAUUGUCUAGGUCAUGUGACGACCUGGACAAGCUGGUCAAUAGCAGGGUCUUUGAUCUCAAAGAGAGCGAACUCAGAAUACAACGUCUGACCACAGAGAAAGCAAAAGCAGAUAACAAAUACUUCGCAGCCAUGCGACAUAAAGAAAGUCUGGAAGCGGAAUGCAAAAUCGCCCAACGGAGUGUCGACAAGCAGGCGAAACUUCUCGAGCGAGCGCAGGAAGUCGAACGUAGUCUCAAUGUUCAGAUAGCUGAGCGUGAUCGAGGGUGGACAGCGGCGAAGAACGAGUUGUAUAAGCUUCAAUCGGAACUCGCUCAAUCGACUUCGGACCGAUCACAGCUGGAACUGCGACUACAGCAAAGUCAGGCAGCGGGUGCGCAAGAGCUGCAACAGAUGUUGGCGCAAAGGGUGGCAGAGGCGGACGCUGAAAAGGCGGAGAAGGUGAAAGUACAGGAGGAGCUCGGCACGUCGCAACGGAACGUGAAAAAGCUGAAGGAACGACAGACGGCGAUAAGCGGAGGCGGAGGGAAGUCGAGUCCGGAGUAUGAGGCGUUGUUGGAGGAGAAGAACAGGUUAUGGCAAGUAUUGCGAUGUCAGUGUUGUGGGAUCAAUCUGAAGCAACAAGCCAUUGUCAAGUGCAUGCACACUUUCUGCAAACAAUGUCUAGACGAUCGGAUCGCUUCGAGACAACGUCGGUGUCCGACCUGUGGGACGGGGUUUGCGAAGGAAGACGUCAAGGACAUGUUUUGGAAGUAA
This is a messenger RNA of Tremella mesenterica DSM 1558, 2457 nucleotides long. RefSeq lists its product as uncharacterized. Gene Ontology annotation, cellular component: nucleus; HULC complex. Gene Ontology annotation, molecular function: metal ion binding; ubiquitin protein ligase activity. NCBI's taxonomy places the organism in Eukaryota, Fungi, Basidiomycota, Tremellomycetes, Tremellales, Tremellaceae. Bases 1 to 2457 code for a protein of 818 amino acids. The transcript has 9 exons. The record is from RefSeq and is a predicted model, not a curated record.